This is a messenger RNA of Fusarium tjaetaba, 2211 nucleotides long. Its product is annotated as conserved oligomeric golgi complex component 4. The transcript is spliced from 4 exons. The coding region runs from base 1 to 2211 and encodes 736 amino acids. Lineage: Eukaryota; Fungi; Ascomycota; Sordariomycetes; Hypocreales; Nectriaceae. The record is from RefSeq and is a predicted model, not a curated record.
AUGGCCAAGAUCUAUGAUUUGAAUACUGUCUCAUCGGAGGCUGAGCUCAGAGAUGUGUUGAACCAACUUCAUGAGCGGGAAGAUAUUCUCAUCGACAAACUUGAUGUCCCAAUAAAGGGAAGUGAAGAGUUCGACCGACAGCUUGGCGGCCUGGAUAGCCUUCAUGGAGACUUGGAUAUGCAGCUCAUCGCAACUAGAAGCAUUCAUAGUGCGAUAUAUGGAGAAGAAAAGGGUAGAGGCCACGCUGACCGUGAUCGAACAAGUCUUGGAGCUCAAAGCGUGUAUAGCUGGUCUUUAGGCAGCAUGGGUGCUCCUCAAGACUGGGAGGCUGCCGCCAACUACCUCUCACGCAUAUCGGAUAUACCCGAGGAGGUAAUUCACGGAGACUUCGCUCUAGCCAUUGUACCAAGCAUUGAGGCUCCAGAUCCCCCUUGGGCUACAAUCCAGACUGCUCGCAAGAGCCUCAGCGCUCUAUUCUUGAGGGAAUUCGAAGAGGCUACUAAGAAAGGGGACGGAGAAAAGGUCGUACGCUUCUUCAAACUAUUUCCGUUCCUUGGAGGUGGUGAGGAGGAAAAGGGACUGGAGGCCUAUGGACAGUAUAUCUGCCAAGGUAUGGCGGAAAUAGCCCGAUCAACUCUCAGGGGGCCACACAAGGAACGUGGCAGACAGAAAGAUUUAUUCUAUGCAAAUAACCUAACACGGCUGCUUGAGCACAUUUUACAGAUCAUCAACAGCCACAGUGGUCUGGUAGAGAGGCACUACGGCGCUGAUAAAGUCGUGAAGGUCAUUGAAAGACUUCAAAAAGAGGCUGACGUUCAGGGCGGGGUUAUCUUGGACUUGUGGAAUGACGAGCGGGCGGUCGACAGGAUUAUGGCCGAUAUCAAGAGCUACCCUUUCUCUUUCCUCUCGAAAAGCAUGAUGCCAGUACAGAGAGGCACCAGUUUUGCCUUUCGAGGCAACGAGCUGAAAAAAGAUGAAUUUGACCUGGAUGUGAAGAAAGUUGAGGGGCUUUUUGUGGAAAUGACAACAAUGCUAAGGAGUUGGUCGCUUUAUAAACGAUUCAUUGCAAGUAAAUGCAAGGGCGUUCUCAACCAAGCAGAAAAGCUACCGCUUCCGAAAUUUCUUGAUCAAUGUGAUCUCCAUGAAAAGAUCUCAGAGAAGCUCAUCGAGCCAUAUAGACUUACGGCAACAUUUCUCUUCCGGAGGUCGGUAGAACGGGCUUUUGAGAUUGAUACUACACCAAGUGGCCUCUCACUGUCUAAACCGCACGAUGGUAGUCCACCGUUCAUUCUGCAAGCCGUAGAUGACAUAAUAUACGUGGUGGACAAUCUAAUACAGCAUGUCAUCUCUACGGGAAAUAGAGAGCUGGCAGUCUCUGUCAUGUUGGCUAUCAGCAGGGUCCUCGAAUCGGAUUUCAUCGGGAUCAUUCAUAGGCGCAUGAGGGAUGAGUGCUAUCCCAAACCACCGGCUCAGGGUGGGUUUCCACCAGAGGAAAAAGUCUUGAGCUUCAUGAUUCUGAUGAACACUCUCGACCUGGCUAAAGAAUAUAUAGAGCGUAUUGCGAGCUCUAGAGGCUACGUCUCAGAAACUCAACGUGUCGGUGUGGCUACAGCAUCUACACAAACACUCAGGGAUUCCUUCCCAUUUCUCAGAGAUGCCGAUUCACUUCUGAAUGAUGGCAUCCGAGCACUUUUCGACGAGCUCUUAUGGCCCAGUACCAGGCUAGUCCUUACAACCUCUUUCCAAGAUGCAGUCUACGAUAUGUCUGAAGGAGAGUCCUUGGAUGAAGAGGACGUCGAUAGAGACACAAUGGAGCAAGUGCCGGCGCGAUUCGAAGGCGAGUGGUUGGCCUUGACAAGGCCAUUAAAGCGCAUCAUGACGCCGAGAACAUACGCAGCAUUGAUGAGCCUAACAGCCAACAAGCUAGCAACAGUGUUAGAGAAGCGUGCGUGGAGUUUCUCUGGCCGUGUGACUGCACUUGGUAGUUUACGGUUGGAGUCGGACUUCUCUGGCAUUAUAAGUGUCAUCACCAAGGACAACUACGCCCUUCGAGAGCCGUUUACUCGCUUGCAAGAGAUUCUUGCACUUGCGAAUAUGGAAGACGAUGAAUGGGAUGAGCUUGAGUCAAGAUAUAACUCGUCCGGGCAACGAAGAAGCAGGUUUCUUAGUGACGAGGAAAUGGCCAAGGCGCGCAAGAUCGUGAGAAGAUAA